Monosiga brevicollis MX1 is the source of this 1777-nucleotide messenger RNA. RefSeq lists its product as uncharacterized. Lineage: Eukaryota; Choanoflagellata; Craspedida; Salpingoecidae. Gene Ontology annotation, molecular function: protein binding. The transcript is spliced from 10 exons. The coding region runs from base 10 to 1641 and encodes 543 amino acids. The record is from RefSeq and is a predicted model, not a curated record.
AACCACUGUAUGCCUGGCCUACGUUUGUGUGCGAUUUGGCUUCGCCAGCAAUGUGCUCUGAUCGAUGAUACGCUUUUGGCUGAGUGGAGCUUCGAGGAAGACCCGCAGUUGGCUCAAGCAGCUGAUGCUGUUUUGGCCACUCAUGUUCAGGCCGCCAUCAUGGCCCUUUGCUUGAAUGUGGAAAAUCAGAAUCCUCGCAAUGGGUUGACCACGGAAGAGAUGUUCCCCUACGUGCACUACGUAUUGCGCCAUCCACAGGAUUGGAGCCUCCACACCAUGGCCUUGCUCACCCAAGCCCGCUUGGAAAAGGCCAAGGUGCGCACCCUGCAGCGUGCCUGCGAGCAACUGGACGCCGUAUCCGGGUUGUACAGCGCUUCCGCAGCACCCGCUGUCGCGCGCUUGCGGUAUCUAUCCUGCGUGAAUUUGCCACCGCACUGGAAGCUGUUGCGGGAGCUGGGCCGCGUGUACAAUUCGCUUGGCAUCUAUCGAGAUGCUUUGGAAAUCUUCCAGCGCUUGGAGCUUUGGGAAGGCGUCAUUUCGUGUCACCAGUCUCUGGAUCAGGAUGAGCAAGCCGAGGCAUUGGUUCGCCGCCGUCUGUCAGAGGAGCCCAGCCCCGAUUUGUACUGUGUCUUGGGUGAUCUGAAACGUGACGUGACGUUUUAUGACCAAGCUUGGGAGCUCAGCAAGCAUCGCUCCAGCCGAGCCAUGCGCAGCAAAGGCAUCUUCCUUUUGCGCGACGCUGAGCGCAACCGGGAGAAACACGGCACGCUGCAGACUGAGAAGUAUGAAAAGGCCAUUGAAGCCUUUGAGGCCUGCCUGAAGCUCAAUCACAUGCAAACGGAUGUGUGGUUUUCGCUGGGCGCCUGCGGCCUUCGGCUGGAACGCUGGCCCUUGGUGUGCAAGGCUUUCCGCCGCAAGGUUGAAAUCGAUGACGAUGACUUUGAGUCUUGGAACAACCUGGCCAAUGGCUACGUCAAGACUGGGGACAAGCGUCGCGCGUACUAUGCCUUUCACGAGGCCAGUCGCCAUGCCUACGACAACUGGAAAGUGUGGGAAAAUUUGAGUGCAGUGGCGGUCGACGUGGGCGCGUUUCAAGAUGUGCUGCAUGCCAUCGAGCGCAUCAUGGACAUUAAAAAGUCUUACGAUGACUUUGAGGUACUCAGUGCACUGGUUCAUGCGCUGGUGGCUGACGUCAAGGACUUGUCUGAUAGCCCAGCACGGCGUUUAGAAGCGCGAGUUCGUGCAGCGUGUGAUCGCCUGCGUACCAUCAAGGUGUCUCGCUAUGAGGUGUGGAUUUCAGCGGCUCGGUUUUACAACUAUGCCCAUCAGCAUGCGCAGGCAUUUGAGGCACGCCGCAACGCCUACCAGCUGGUGAAGGCUCAGGCGCACUGGGACCGCGAUCCUCAGCAAUUAGUCCAUGUCGUGCGUUGCUUGCAGGACAUGCUGGAAGCCAACCGGGAAAACCCUGAGGCCAAACAGCUCUCGUCGUCCCGCUUGCUGGUGCGGGGUGCCAUCAAGUCAGUGGAGAAUGCAGUAGGCCGUGAGCACGAUCGCGCCGACAUCCGUGCUUUGCAGGAUGAGCUCGAGGCGGUGGCAUCUGAGACGGAUACCUUGUUGGCGACGGCACGUGGACAGGCCUAGAGCUGUUGUGCCAGCUUGAACCAGCACACUCUCUCCAGGGAAGAGGGGGUCGGUGUUGCGGGCUGCGCGGCGCUGCUCGUUUGCAUGAACAUAUGAAACAAUGAUGCCUGUUAAUUAAAACUGACAGUGCUUUCAC